Molecule: messenger RNA, 2971 nt
Organism: Caenorhabditis angaria
Lineage: Eukaryota; Metazoa; Nematoda; Chromadorea; Rhabditida; Rhabditidae
Source: the annotation of a GenBank genome assembly
AUGUGGAAAUUCGCUGGCAUCUUAUUCAUCCCAUUUUUCAUUCGAGGAAUUUCUGGGUUAACACCAGAAUCAAAACUUCGCUGGUUGCCUCCUUUAUACCAUGAUUGGAGAAAAAUCGAUAUUCCAUUGGAUGUAAAAAUGUAUUGGGAAAAUCGAUGGGCAAAAGCGUUUUUUGCGAAAGGAUGUUCGCAUUCGGAUAAUUUUAAGGUUAGUAAAAUCUAAGUUUAGGCUCGGAUUUAUAACUUCCCUAGAUCCUAAAAUUGGUCGAUAGAAAAGAGCUCUUAAGAAAAAUGUUCUGGAGGCGCUGACACUUGGUAUUUCUUUCCUCGAGGCACUUUUUUUGCAGAUAAUUCCAGUAUAUUAUUGGCCAGGUGAUCGAGUUGAUCUAACUUGUCGAAUGUGUCAUUUAGCAAAUAUAAUGAAUGGACGAAUGAAAAGAUGGGGAUAUUCAUCCGAAAUUGAAGAAUUUCUUCGAAAUCCAAUACAAUUAGUAAGAGUUAAUGAGAAUUGGAAAACACUUGAGAAUUCGAAACGAAAAUUUGAUCAGAAUAUUUAUACGCCUGAUAUUAGUUCAGUUGUGGAUGCACCGAUCAGAAAAAUAUUGAAAGAUGAGAUUUUGUAUUGGCAGAAUGAGGGAAAAUUGACGAUUUUUAAUGUGAGUUUUGUGAACUUCACACUGUUAUUGCAAUUUGAAUAUUUUCACAGAGUGAUGUGAGUAAUCAAGGAAUAUAUUUUUGUUAUGAUCCCGAAUCAAAAAAGAACACACAUUAUUUCUAUCUGUUAAUGGCAAUGUUACCACCAAUUAAAAUCGCCUCAUCAAAACCAACUUUUAUAAAUGAUAAUUGUGGAUAUGAUUCAGGAAAUGAUGAUGAUAUAAUUGGACCAUCACAUAAUUGGAAAUAUCAUUUUAUGCCAAUGGCUAGUUUAUAUCCACCUCAAAGUUGUUUAUCGAAAAAAGAAAACGAUUGUGAAAAAUAUUAUGAUUAUUUGAAUAAGACAAAUUAUCCCAAAAAUUUUGAUGAGGAUUGUGGAUUGGAAAAUUGUCGAGCUCAAUUAAUUGGACCUCAUAAUGAAAUUAUUGAUAUGUUUAUUGAAAUGAGAUGGGAUGAGUAUACAAGUUGUGAAGGUUUGAACUACUUUUGGGUAGGGGAAGAAUGUGAAAAAACGUUCUAGUUUUCAAAAGCAGACUCUUAAAAACUACAUUUUUUGAAUAAAUUUUGCUGAUGGGAUUUUUUCAUAACUCCAACUCCCUCGUUAGGAAAAUCGGAAUCGAAACAUUUGCCCAAAAAAUUCCAAAAAACCAUAUCGAUUUCUAGCGUUAAUUUUUAAUAUUUUUAAAGAGUAGUUUUUGUUUUUGAAAAAAAACUAGAUUUUUGGGCCUAGAUUUUGAUGAGUUGGCCUAAAUUUUAUCAAUUUUUAAAGAUUUUUUUCAUAAUUUUCAUACAUUUUUCAAAUUUUAGAGAAUUUUUAUCGUUUUUUUCAAUUUUUCCGAAAUCCCUCCCCAAAAAACUCACCAAUCGCUUCUAUUUCAAACAUCAUCGAAUAUCCCAAUCGAAAUUCUUGAGAAAUCCUCCGAGUUUUCCAUGUUAUUGACAUUGAAUUCCAAUUGUUCAUCAAUAUUUCAAGCUGAAAAUAAGAAAAUUUGAAUUUUUCAUGUACCAUUGAGUUCUACUAACUUCAUGUAUGUUUCUAUAGAUUUCUGACGGUUUUCUGGGUCUCACAACAAUUUUCCAGCUAUUUAUUCAAUAAUCGUUGUCCUCACAUUCAAAAUCAUUUUUGAUCCUGAAAACUCAAAAAUUUCAAUCGAAACAGUGUUUUUUCUCUAGAAAAAACCCACCUUUCUUCGAUUUCGAUAAUCGAUCGGAUUUUCCUUUAAAAGCGAUAAUUCCAGCCUUGAUAAUUCCAGAACAUCUAAAAAUUCAUUUUUUUUACUGAAAUCCAUUGAUUAUCCCCCGAAAAGUGAAAACCCAGCGAAAAAAAAACGAAAAAUGAAAAUAUUCUCGUGUUGCGCUAAACAGCGGGCAAGCGGGAGUGUCGUUGUAAAUUCAAUAAAUUUUCUAUUUUUGUGCCAACAUUUGGAGAGAAUCUCAGGGUUCCCAGCUGUUAUACUUUUUAUGUGGUCCUUUCUCAAAGUCAAAGGAGGUUCCCAUUUUGAAAAAAAAUCCCUGAAGUUACAAUAAGCUUGUUAGUGUUCCAUAAAUUGCAGCGCUCAAACCCUCAAAAAAAAAAGAAUAAAUAAAAAGAAAAUUCAUAAAAACUCCUUCAAACCCUCUUCAUUUCAUUUUCUAGGUGAACAAGCUACAAAACGCCGUGAAGCGCAUUGUUAUCUAAAACGUGGAACCGAUUCAUUGAACUAUGUAACAUUGAGCAAAAAAUUCGAUUGGCUCGAAAAUCUCGAUAUAUUAUUGAGUCGAUCUCCAUUUAAUGAUGAAGGUGUUCGAUUAUUCAGUUCUGUUGUAACUUCGGCUAUUUUUAAAACUCAAAAAAUCACGGCAUGUUAUAGUGCAGAGAAUAAAGAUGGAUAUAUUCGAGUGAGUUGUGGGGUUACUGUAGCCCGUAGUUGCAUAUCUUACUUUCUUUUGCACAACAAUCUUUUGAAAAGCCAAUACUUUCUUGAUUUCCAUUCUCAGAUACAGUAAUACAAAUUGCAAAAAAUAUAGCUACAGUAAUCCUAUAAGGAAAUACUAUAUUAUAUUUUGAGAACAUCUUCAAAAAUUCAAAUACUCCGAUACAGUAUCCUAAAUAUUUCCAAAAUUUUUGCAGUUCGACGAAGUCUGGCGCCAAGUUUUUCUUCGAUCAAUGGGCGUAAAAGAAAAAGGAAACAUGAAUCAGCUCAAAAAUCCUUUUGAAGCAUGUAUCAGGUAGGCUUAAGAUUUCAAGACAAAAAAAAAGAAAAAUUGUUUUCAGAUACGGUAGAGAAGAAGAGGAACACAUUCAAGGAACAUAUUCGUUUCAAGUCGAAUAUUGUUGA